Pelobates fuscus (common spadefoot toad) is the source of this 1550-nucleotide messenger RNA. It is a transcript of the gene SMYD5, whose product is annotated as SMYD family member 5. The record is from RefSeq and is a predicted model, not a curated record. Gene Ontology annotation, biological process: negative regulation of gene expression, epigenetic. The transcript has 13 exons. Lineage: Eukaryota; Metazoa; Chordata; Amphibia; Anura; Pelobatidae. The coding region runs from base 62 to 1312 and encodes 416 amino acids. Gene Ontology annotation, molecular function: histone H4K20 methyltransferase activity; protein binding.
AGAUACCCACUGCACAGGCCAGUCAGCUGUUUCCGGGUCACAGUUCACGCUACCUCCCAUCAUGGCAGCCUCCAUGUGCGACGUGUUCGCCUUUUGUCUCAUGCCAGAAGAAGCCCGGAGGGUGGCUGAGAUCCGCUUCAUCAACAGUGGCAAGGGAAAGGGUCUGUUUGCCACCCGGUCUAUAAGGAAAGGGGAAACUAUAUUCCGUGAGAAACCACUAGUCUCCUCUCAGUUCCAAUGGAAUGCCCUGUACAGGUAUAGAGCUUGUGAUCACUGUUUGCGUUCACUGGAGACGGCAGAGGAAAAUGCGCAAAGACUUUCUGGAAACGUCAAUAUAAUCCUCCCAUACCCUGAACUCUGCACUAUUCAGAAUGGACUGCACCAGCAAUGUCCACGAUGCCGGGUCUCAUACUGUAGUGCUGAAUGCCUUAAAGCUGCAGCAGACCAUUAUCACCAGGUUCUGUGUCUUGGGCCUUCUAGAGAUAACCCUUCACACCCUCUGAACAAGCUGGAAGAGGCCUGGCGAAAUAUACAUUAUCCUCCUGAGACUGCCAGUAUCAUGCUGAUGGCUCGUAUGGUGGCCACUAUCAAGCAGGCUAAGGACAAAGAUUGGUGGCUGCACCUUUUCUCUCAGUUCUGCAACAAGACGGCCAAUGAAGAGGAGGAAAUUGUCCAUAAGUUACUUGGGGACAAGUUUAAGGGUCAGCUGGAACAGCUCAGGAAGUUAUUUAUGGAAGCCCUGUAUGAUGAGCGAGUGAGCCGGUGGUUCACCCCUGAAGGCUUCCGGUCUUUGUUUGCUUUGGUUGGAACCAAUGGACAGGGAAUAGGCACAAGUUCCUUGAGUCAGUGGGUUCAUGCCUGUGAUGCGCUCGACCUACCAGCUAAGGAGAGGGAACAGCUGGACACCGUUAUAGACCAACUCUACAAAGAUAUUGAAAAAGAGACGGGUGAAUUUCUAAACUGCGAAGGAUCUGGACUGUACAUGCUGCAAAGUUGCUGUAACCACAGCUGUUUGCCAAAUGCUGAGGCUUCUUUCCCAGACAAUAAUUUUCUCCUUCACCUCAAUGCAUUGGAGGACAUCAAGCCUGGGGAGGAAAUUUGCAUUAGUUACCUUGACUGCUGCCAGAGGGAUCGAAGCCGCCACAGUCGACACAAGAUACUCAGGGAAAAUUACUUGUUCGUCUGCUCCUGCCCAAAGUGCCUGUCACAAGCAGAAGACCCAGACUUGACAUCUGAGGAGGAGGAAGACGACGCGGACCUGGAUGGAGAGACCGAUGAUGCUGAACUUGAGGAUGAGAUGACGGACGUGUAAUAAGUUGUCCUCUGGAAAAGAUUUCACAUUGCUCCACAUGUGCCAGCGUUUGUUAUCCUUUAUUAUAGAAAGAAAGAAAAAAAUAUCCGAUAACAGUUGUCCAAUAAUCAGGAGACACCUCUAUCAUGCUUGGAACAUUAAAAGCUAUGGCUGAUUUUGCCUACUUCCUCAAGAAGACUGUUUUCUCCUUGCAACUGUCCGCACGGUACUUGGAAUGUUUGGAUAAAGGUCGAAACAC